Messenger RNA from Lachancea lanzarotensis, 1215 nucleotides. RefSeq names its product LALA0S07e07360g1_1 (gene RRP8). The record is from RefSeq and is a predicted model, not a curated record. Gene Ontology annotation, molecular function: rRNA (adenine) methyltransferase activity. NCBI's taxonomy places the organism in Eukaryota, Fungi, Ascomycota, Saccharomycetes, Saccharomycetales, Saccharomycetaceae. Bases 1 to 1215 code for a protein of 404 amino acids. The transcript has a single exon. Gene Ontology annotation, cellular component: nucleolus. Gene Ontology annotation, biological process: ribosomal large subunit biogenesis; rRNA methylation.
AUGGCUUUGUUUCAAGUAGAUGGGUGGGAUUUGAAUACCAAACAGGUUUCUUACGACAGUGCCAACGCCAAAAAAGAGCAAAAGAAAAAGGUCAGAAAGGAAAGAGCCAAAAAGAUAGAACAGAGCAGAUUGAAGGAGACCGAAAAUGAAUAUGCUGACUAUAACAUCGAAGAAGAUGAUGAGGAGGCUGUAGGUUCGAAGCAAGUUUCUGCAGAAGAAGCGGAAAAAGAUGCUCAUCCCAAGAAAAAGGUCAAGAACACUAGUGACAAACCUGUUUCCAAGAAGAGACCAUUGAGCGAUGUAGAGCCCGCAUCUAAGGUCACAAAAAAACAAUCAGACGAUGGAAGUGCUUCCAAAAAACCUUUGACUGCACUCCAGCAAAAAAUGCUGACGAAAUUGAGCGGAUCACGUUUUAGAUGGAUCAAUGAGCAGCUGUACACAACGUCUUCCAACAGUGCGCUUGAUCUCAUUAAAAAACAACCGCAACUCUUUGAUGAAUAUCACGAUGGAUUCCGGUCUCAAGUUCAAUCCUGGCCUGAAAAUCCAGUCGACGUUUUUGUCGAACAGUUCCGUGUUAGAUCUCAAAAACCGGUUAAUGCCCCUGGCGGAUUGCCAGGUCUACCGUCUGACAAAACAAUUGUCGUUGCAGAUAUGGGUUGUGGUGAAGCCCAGCUAGCACAUGAUUUGAACAAUUUUUACGCUCAGUACAAUCGCAAGCAGAAAAAACAUUUUAAAAAGAAGUGUGUCGUCCACAGUUUCGAUUUAAAGAAGGCUAACAAACUGAUCACAGUGGCAGACAUAAAAAAUGUGCCGCUUCCAGACCAGUCAUGUACAGUAGUGGUUUUCUGCCUAGCUUUGAUGGGAACAAAUUUCCUGGACUUUAUAAAAGAAGCUUACAGACUUCUAGUGCCGCGUGGUGAAUUGUGGAUUGCAGAAAUCAAGUCUCGUUUUGCCGACCGCCAGGGCGACGAGUUCGUGAACGCGAUCAAGCUCAUGGGAUUUUUUCACAAAAAGACCGAUGAUACUAACAAAAUGUUCACCAGAUUUGAGUUUUUUAAGCCUCCACAGGAGAUCAUAGAAGAGAGGAAGGCUAAGCUCGAGCGGAAACAAAAGUUUAUCGAGACUGAAACCGAAAAGGAGGAGUUCGACAAAAAGAGAUCAAAGGCCCCAGAAGGUAAGUGGCUAUUAAAGCCAUGUAUCUACAAAAGAAGAUAG